GUUGGAGGGACUGGCCGUCGAGGAUUCCCUGAUACACCAUCACUUCUAUAAAUUUUGGUCUACAAACGCCAAGAUGAAGUACGUUCUGGUUUCAGGAGGUGUUAUCUCCGGUGUGGGCAAAGGCAUUAUUGCCUCUAGCACUGGUCUUCUGCUGAAGACCAUAGGCCUCAGAGUUACAAGCAUUAAAAUUGAUCCGUACAUCAAUAUCGAUGCUGGGACAAUGUCCCCAAUUGAGCACGGCGAGGUCUACGUAACAGAUGAUGGUGGCGAGAUGGACCUUGAUCUCGGCAAUUAUGAGAGAUAUCUUCUCACCACACUCACCCGUGACCACAACAUCACGACUGGCAAGAUCUAUCAACACGUCAUUGAAAGAGAGCGCAUUGGCCAGUAUCUCGGAAAAACCGUUCAGGUGGUUCCUCACAUCACCAACGCCAUUCAGGAUUGGAUUGAGCGGGUCGCCAAAAUACCCGUUGACGAUUCCGGGGCCGAACCCGAUGUCUGCAUUAUUGAGCUGGGUGGUACGGUGGGAGACAUUGAGAGUGCCCCAUUUAUCCAUGCCGUCAGCCAGCUCCAGAGACGGGCUGGCAGGGGCAACUAUGCGCAGAUCCAUGUCUCAUACGUCCCUGUCCUGCCACCAGGACCUGGAGGCGAACAAAAGACGAAGCCGACACAAAGGGCCGUUAGUGACGUCCGAAGUGCCGGCUUAAACCCAGACCUAAUCGCCUGCCGUUGUGAGCAGCCGUUGGAGAAGAGUACAAUCGAAAAGAUUGCAAACAUGUGCCAGAUGGACCGAAAGCAGGUCAUCGCUGUGCACAACGUGUCUACGACUUACCAUGUGCCCCUCCUUCUCGAAAGGCAGAAGCUCCUAAACACCCUCAGCGACCUGCUCGAUCUCACAUCCGUCCAAUUGCCGACCCAACGUAUCGAGCAGGGCGGCAAAAUGUGGAAGAAUUGGGUCGAUCUCGCCCAUAGCCAGGACCAUCUCCGCGAUACGGUGUCAAUCGCACUAGUGGGCAAAUACACCUCUCUUCAUGACGCGUACACGAGUCUGAGCAAGGCAUUCGAGCAUUCCGCCAUGCACUGCCGCAAGAAGCUCAAGAUUAUCUGGGUGGAUUCGUCGCAUCUCGAGGACGAGACCCUGGAGGGCGCACCGGCCGAAUUCCACAAGGCGUGGCACGACGUCUGCACAGCUGAUGGCGUCUGUGUCCCUGGCGGAUUCGGUACCCGAGGCACUCUAGGCAUGAUUAAGGCUAUUACGUGGGCGCGCACAAAAAAAGUGCCGUACUUGGGAAUUUGCCUCGGUAUGCAGCUCGCUGUCAUCGAGUAUGCUCGCAACGUCCUCGGAAUCGAGGACGCCGGAAGUGAGGAGCUACACCCCAACGCCAAGAACCACGCUAUCGUUUAUAUGCCCGAGGUGGACAAGACUAAGCUUGGCGGAACUAUGCGCCUGGGCAAGCACCCCUGUAUCUUCCAGCCCGGUACUGAGUGGUCGCGGCUGAGGGCGCUGUAUGGCUCGGCGCCGCAGAUCUUGGAGCGGCAUCGUCACCGUUACGAAGUCAACCCAGAAAUGGUGGACCAGAUCGAGGCGGCUGGCCUCAGCUUCGUUGGCAAGGAUGUCAAGGGUGAGCGCAUGGAGAUUGUCGAAAUCCGCGACCACCCCUGGUUCGUCGGUGCACAGUAUCACCCCGAAUACCUUUCUCGCGUCCUACAGCCCUCAAAGACUGUGCUAGGAUUCUUCGCCGCUGCUGCCGGAUGCCUGGAUGAAGUUACACAGACAAUCAGCAAGGACGCAUAGAGCUGCGUCCAUGGAUCCUAGGCGGUUAACCUGUGUUUAAGCUAUAUGCAGGGUUACAUUAUUUAUGAGAGAGACGGUGGGCGUUAAUAGGACCAAGAUUUAUAGAGGUAGAAAUCUCUGUGCAACACAACAGAUAUAAUAAAUAAAAUAGACUACUGGCAUUACCAUGCUGAUUUACAC
Messenger RNA from Aspergillus ochraceoroseus IBT 24754, 1975 nucleotides. Its product is annotated as putative CTP synthase. Bases 74 to 1795 code for a protein of 573 amino acids. The record is from RefSeq and is a predicted model, not a curated record. Gene Ontology annotation, cellular component: cytoophidium; cytoplasm. The transcript is spliced from 13 exons. Gene Ontology annotation, molecular function: identical protein binding; CTP synthase activity. Gene Ontology annotation, biological process: pyrimidine nucleobase biosynthetic process; CTP biosynthetic process. NCBI's taxonomy places the organism in Eukaryota, Fungi, Ascomycota, Eurotiomycetes, Eurotiales, Aspergillaceae.